CAUCAUUCCCAAUUGGUCCUUCCUCCGGUCACGUGCUCUGGGCAUCUUUAAAAGGGCGUCCCCGGGACUCGGCCGGACACAGCACAGUCCCAAGGGCAGCAGCUUCUUCCCACUUGGCAGAGGAGUCCGGACAGCUCUCAAGAUGUGUGACGCCUUCGUAGGUACCUGGAAGAUGGUCUCCAGUGAGAACUUCGAGGAAUACUUGAAAGAACUGGGAGUGCCCGUCACCAUCCGGCCGCUGGCCGCCUCGGAGAAGCCCAGGAUCCGCAUCAGCGCUCCCGGGGACAAGGUGAGCAUCAGGACAGAGACCUCCUUCAAGAACUUCGAGAUCUCCUUCAGGCUGGGGGAGGAGUUUGACGAAGCCACAGCCGACGGCCGGCAUGUGAAGAGUGUCGUAAACUUAGACGGCAACUCACUGGUCCAUGUCCAAAGGUGGCUUGGCAAGGAGACAACAAUCAGAAGACAAGUCGUAGACAAGAAAAUGGUGGCGAAACACACCAUGAAUAAUGUUGUCAGCAGGCGAGUCUUCAAAAGGGUGUGAAGAAAGCCGCCAGGUCUGCGAAUGUCUACUCACUAAGAAAACACGGGGGUUGAAGAGGAUCUGCCUCGGGGCCAGUGAUUUUAAAAAUUGCCGAGUGUAAACGCUCAAUAAAAGCAUCGGGCAUAGGUGCCGUUUCA
This is a messenger RNA of Pipistrellus kuhlii (Kuhl's pipistrelle), 678 nucleotides long. RefSeq names its product fatty acid-binding protein, adipocyte. Lineage: Eukaryota; Metazoa; Chordata; Mammalia; Chiroptera; Vespertilionidae. Gene Ontology annotation, biological process: fatty acid transport. Bases 143 to 541 code for a protein of 132 amino acids. Gene Ontology annotation, molecular function: fatty acid binding. The transcript has 5 exons. The record is from RefSeq and is a predicted model, not a curated record. Gene Ontology annotation, cellular component: nucleus; cytosol.